This is a messenger RNA of Gorilla gorilla gorilla (western lowland gorilla), 2329 nucleotides long. RefSeq names its product CCM2 scaffold protein (gene CCM2). The transcript is spliced from 12 exons. The coding region runs from base 504 to 1934 and encodes 476 amino acids. Gene Ontology annotation, biological process: vasculogenesis; heart development. Lineage: Eukaryota; Metazoa; Chordata; Mammalia; Primates; Hominidae. The record is from RefSeq and is a predicted model, not a curated record.
GGCCACAGCGUUUGGGGUAGAUGACGUCACGCGGCCGCGGGCGCUCGCUUGGUAGGGUGUGCUGGGGCGUAGAGUUUAGGGUCCUGAGGCUGCCUCUGCGUGUCAACUCAGUGGAGUCUCUCGACCGCCCUUUGUUACCCUCCUUUAGUGACCAGAAGGCUGGAGUUACGUAAUCUGCCCCUACAGCUAAAACGACGGGGGCCUGACGGCGUGGCCUGGAGGGGCGCGCUGAGCCCCUAAUGGGUGGUGCCUUCCUGGUGCGGCCGCACAGGCGGGGCCGGGCGGAAUCCAAGCACGAUGUGGACAGGGAGCCUUGGGAAUGAACAGGAGCCUGCCUGUGGGAGCAUGUGGGAAAGGUUCAACUCAGGAAUGUUUCUUGGGAGCCAUCUCCUUGAAGUGUAAUUGUUCGCUGGGUGCGGUGGCUCACGCCUGCAAUCCCAGCACUUCGGGAGGCUGAGGCAGGCGGAUCACAAGAUCAAGAGAUCGAGACCAUCGUGGCCAACAUGCCUGGAAUUGUCUCGCCAUUUAAACGAGUAUUCCUAAAAGGUGAAAAGAGUAGAGAUAAGAAAGCCCAUGAGAAGGUGACAGAGAGGCGCCCUCUGCACACUGUGGUGUUGUCAUUGCCUGAGCGCGUCGAGCCAGACAGACUGCUGAGCGACUAUAUUGAGAAGGAGGUAAAGUAUUUAGGUCAGUUAACGUCCAUACCAGGAUACCUGAAUCCCUCCAGUAGGACUGAAAUCCUGCAUUUCAUAGACAAUGCAAAGAGAGCCCACCAGCUUCCGGGACACUUGACUCAGGAGCACGAUGCUGUGCUCAGCCUGUCUGCAUACAACGUCAAGCUGGCCUGGAGGGACGGGGAGGAUAUCAUCCUCAGGGUGCCCAUCCAUGACAUCGCCGCUGUCUCCUAUGUUCGGGAUGACGCUGCACACCUGGUGGUCCUGAAGACAGCCCAGGACCCAGGGAUCUCCCCCAGCCAGAGUCUGUGUGCGGAAAGUUCCAGAGGCCUCAGUGCAGGCUCCCUGUCGGAGAGUGCAGUUGGGCCCGUGGAGGCAUGCUGCCUGGUCAUCCUGGCUGCAGAGAGCAAGGUCGCUGCGGAAGAGCUUUGCUGUCUGCUAGGCCAGGUCUUCCAGGUUGUUUACACGGAGUCCACCAUCGACUUUCUGGACAGAGCGAUAUUUGAUGGGGCCUCUACCCCCACCCACCACCUGUCCCUGCACAGCGCCAGCCACGUGACCUCUUCCACAGUCACAUCUUCCUUUGACUGUCAGCUUCCUCUGCAUUUCAGGACUCUUGCAAUCACAUUGAGCCCACCCAAAUUCUCCAGGGUCAUCUCCCUAUUUCAAGAUGACUCUUCUACAAAAGUGGACAUUAAGGAGACCUACGAGGUGGAAGCCAGCACUUUCUGCUUCCCUGAAUCUGUGGAUGUGGGUGGUGCGUCACCCCACGGCAAGACCAUCAGUGAGAGCGAGCUGAGCGCCAGCGCCACUGAGCUGCUGCAGGACUACAUGCUGACGCUGCGCACCAAGCUGUCAUCACAGGAGAUCCAGCAGUUUGCAGCGCUGCUGCACGAGUACCGCAAUGGGGCCUCUAUCCACGAGUUCUGCAUCAACCUGCGGCAGCUCUACGGGGACAGCCGCAAGUUCCUGCUGCUUGGUCUGAGGCCCUUCAUCCCUGAGAAGGACAGCCAGCACUUCGAGAACUUCCUGGAGACCAUUGGCGUGAAGGAUGGCCGCGGCAUCAUCACCGACAGCUUUGGCAGGCACCGGCGGGCCCUGAGCACCACAUCCAGUUCCACCACCAAUGGGAACAGGGCCACGGGCAGCUCUGAUGACCGGUCGGCGCCCUCAGAGGGGGAUGAGUGGGACCGCAUGAUCUCGGACAUCAGCAGUGACAUUGAGGCGCUGGGCUGCAGCAUGGACCAGGACUCAGCAUGAUGGACAGUGGAUGGGGGGCACCCACGCCUUCCGUGCAGUCAUCGUAGGCCUUCCCAGAAGGAGCUGCCCAGACCUGCGUGUCAGCCCUUGGUGGUGGCCAGGGAGAGGCUCCCGGCGCAGAUGGCCCCGGGCGGCCCAGGUCCUCUACUGUGAAGGAGCAGGGAGCUGCCGAGGGACACGAGCCUCAGUGCGGGGUGGAAGGCUCUUUGCCUUGUCCACCAGGGCUCAGCCAAGCCCUGCAGUGUGUCCCCGCUCGGGGAGGGCCCGGCUGAGCGGGCAGGGAGAGCCAGUCCUGUCGGCUGGGCCCUUGGACGGCUGUCAGUUUUGCACAUGAUGUUCCUAUUGUAACUCUCAGAGACCUUAAAAAGAAGUUUACUGCAAUGUGAAUAAUUUAA